This is a messenger RNA of Fonsecaea erecta, 498 nucleotides long. RefSeq lists its product as hypothetical. The record is from RefSeq and is a predicted model, not a curated record. NCBI's taxonomy places the organism in Eukaryota, Fungi, Ascomycota, Eurotiomycetes, Chaetothyriales, Herpotrichiellaceae. The transcript has a single exon. Bases 1 to 498 code for a protein of 165 amino acids.
AUGUCCGACGACAGCUCCUACCUUUCCUUUCUUGAAAAGGCCAACGCGAACCCCAAAGCUGGGCAGACGCUCGCCGAGUCCGAGUCGACGUCUCAGCGCCGGUCGCAGCUCGAUCCGACGACGACAGGUUCCUCGUCCGCCGCCCUGCCAGCUUCCCUCAAGGCCCUGCCCGACAUCACCUACACGUCCGAUACCGACUCGCCAUUCGAGCCCGUGCUGUUUAACUAUUCAGGGGCGGACCUGCCCUCACCGGACGAGUUCGCCAAUUGUCUGAAGUCCGGCGGGGGCGGCGCUGUCGUCGAGGAGCUCAGCCCUCGGGACUUCGACCCGCGAGGGCAGUACGGCGAGGUCAUCCAGAGAGUGGAACAGGCGGGGAAGGGCAAAGCCGGGGUCAAGGUUUAUAGAGUGGAAUUGGGCAAGACGAGAGUCGAGUAUUAUAUCUUGACUCUGGGAGACAGAAUGUUGGUCGGUGUCGUGACCAAGGCGGUGGAGAGCUAG